GUGAAACACCGCCGAGUCUGUACGUACCAUACAAAGCGAUAUUAGCAAACGGUUGCAGCAGAGAUGUGAAUCACCAGGUUGAUUUAUCCUCGCUGAUUGAAAGGACAGAACUCCUGCAAUACUCUACCAUUUGGACAAAUUUUAUCAUCUUCUUUUUGUACCUCCGAUUAUUCAUACUUUCACUAUCCAAAAAAAGACAGGGAUGUGCUUUUGUGCGUAAGUGAUGGACACUAUACUUGCUAAUCUAGCAACUGUGGGACUGGGAAUUCUUUUCUUCGCCGGAGCCGGAGCUCAGCUGUGCAAUCCUGGACGUUGUUUAUCGGCAAUACCAAAUAUAUUUCUUCGACCGCAAUCGGCAUAUCUCCUCAGACCAGAACAAGUGGAUGAAUUUUGCGGACCUACAAUCUACGGCAAACUCCUGAACUGUUGGACAACGGAAUGCCGAAAUGCUGUACAAGUGGACCGAGGCAUACGUGACCUUAUCGAACAGUCCACAUUCGUGCUCACACAGCUGUGUACAUCCAUUGAAGCCCGAACAAGGCUAACCGCUGCAACCGGCCAAUGUCGCAUAUAUUAUCCUCACGAUCUGGCCCCGAAAUGGCCGGAAGUCUUCAGCCAGUGCCCCAUUAAUCCGCUGAGAGGGAAACGAGCCGCUCCAACAGUAACGGAAGCCGACUCCGGAUGGAAAUGGCCGAGCACUCACGAGCACAACAAUCCGUAUGCUCUCUCGGGACCACCCGUCGUCAACGUCAACUACCGGCCUCCCAACGCGCGUCCGGUGACCACCUUUAACGAGAACCUCAUGACGGGCGAGGCGGCUAGUGUGGCCGUGGUGCAUGUGGGCAAUCCGGUGGGUUUGGGAUUCACCCAACAGGAUACGGAUUGGCAGUUCUGGCCGGUGAAUGUCGGCUUGAUGGGCGUCGGCGAUCGACCACUCACAACGCCGGUAUUGCCCGGAAAUCUGGCGGCGCCACCCUCGUGGCCGCUGCUGUUUUCCGGUAUGACGUCCAGUGGCGGGGGUGUUCUGCCGGCGGUGGGAGCGUGCUUGGAAGUCAGUCGAACGAUGGAUUGUACGCUCAGUCGCUCUUGUCUGCCGCAGCUUGCUCAAGUCAUAAAGCCUUUAGCCAUGAUGUACCUUGGAUGCGCUUCGGCAGUGCCGGCGUCCGUUGUAUGUGAUGGAAGGCGUGUGCAUUAUUGCAUGUGGUUGUCCGGCGGAUCACCUUUUGAAGUGUUCGAACCCACUCGAUACAUUCACUACUGCCAGAGUUCGGACGCCGUAAUCGAAUGCAUUGAGCGCGACUGCCCGGAAGCUCGUUCUGACGGGCCGGUUAACUUGGACCUGCAGUUUUUGGCCAGUUUCAAGAAGUUUCUUCGAAAUUACUGCCAGAAUUUGGUGUAUCAGAAUGCGGUUGCUCUGGCAUCGACAAACUGUCCGAUUUUUCGCAAUGUUUCACGAUUCCCAGCCACCGAUGAUUCCGUGCGCUGUGCCAAUCAACUUUUACAAUCUCAAGGAAAAGAAACGAAUCCUUGCAAUAUUUAUGAGGCUCAAACGCAUUGUUUAGCGCUGAACAGGCGAUGUGAUUUCGCGCAUGUUAAUCCACAAAAGUCGGUCCUGCUUGAAAUGAUGGGCUGUCCCGGAAGCGGAGUUUUACAGUACAGUACUGGCGGUCCCAUGGCUCUGACUUCAGGUCAUCCGGAAAGACCAUCCGCCACACUUCGGGUUAUAAUUAUUGUGACUGUAUGGUCCAGCAUGCUCUUAGUCACGAGAUCAAUAAUAUGUUGAAAGAGUUGUCCUUUUUGGAAACAAAAUGAACUUCCAACUUUCUUGACUUCAACGAAAACCGAACUUUCCAACUCACAUAUAUUUUAUGCUAAAUAACUGUUUUGCGCAACGAUUCCUUGCAGAAGUAGACAAAUCUUCUGGCAUACAAAAACAUUCUGCAAA
Molecule: messenger RNA, 1945 nt
Organism: Paramacrobiotus metropolitanus
Lineage: Eukaryota; Metazoa; Tardigrada; Eutardigrada; Parachela; Macrobiotidae
Exons: 11
Coding region: 224-1783 (519 amino acids)
Source: RefSeq, a predicted model, not a curated record